AUGGCAGAGGCGAGCUUCAAACAGAUGAUUACCACCCUCUUGCGCCAGACGAGACCGCAAUCUUUUCGCCACUCAAAACCUCCUCGAUAUCCUCAGCGCUCGUUAUCCACCGCUGCAAACCCCCAACCCCCGCGGCCGGCAGCAGAGGGCUCGCGCUGGCAGGCACAUACCAUUCAGACCCCAAGUCUAGGCACGGCUCAGACUGAGAGGCCUCGACUCGAAAGCCUCCGAAACGAGUCCGAACCGCGAACUUUCUCUUCUUUUCUGACCGACAACUAUUCGCGACAGCAUAACUAUCUGCGUAUUUCAGUCACUGAACGAUGCAAUUUACGAUGCCUUUACUGCAUGCCCGAGGAAGGGAUUCAGCUAUCUCCUUCGGCACGCUUACUCACAACACCCGAAAUUGUAUAUCUCUCAGAGUUGUUCGUCAACCAGGGCGUUGACAAGAUACGGUUGACAGGGGGUGAACCGACGGUGCGGAAAGAUAUUGUGGAUCUUAUGCAUCAGAUUGGAAAACUCAGGAGCAAUGGUCUGAAAGAAUUGUGCAUAACGACAAAUGGUAUAUCCUUGCAUCGAAAACUCGACUCCAUGGUUGAGUCAGGGCUGACUGGGGUCAAUUUGAGCCUGGAUACUCUUGAUCCUUACCAGUUUACCAUUAUGACGCGGAGGAAUGGACACGACGCAGUGAUGAAAUCUAUCAAUCGGAUACUUGAGAUGAACAAGCUGGGAGCAGCCAUCAAACUCAAGAUCAAUUGCGUAGUGAUGCGAGGCUUGAAUGAACGGGAGAUACUCCCAUUUGUGGAGCUGGGCAGGAACCAAGAUCUGGAGGUGCGAUUUAUCGAAUACAUGCCGUUUGACGGGAACAAAUGGUCCGAGAAGAAGAUGUUAGGCUUUCGGGAGAUGCUGGCUCUCAUCCGCCAGAAGUAUCCUGAUGUUCAAAAGGUCCGCGACCACAAAAACGACACGAGCAAGACAUACAAAGUCCCAGGUUUCGCUGGUCGAAUCGGGUUCAUCACGUCCAUGACACACAACUUCUGUGGUACCUGCAAUCGACUUCGAAUCACCUCCGAUGGCAAUCUCAAGGUUUGUCUCUUCGGAAAUACCGAAGUCUCCCUCCGUGACAUUCUACGUGAGUCCAAUGAUGGCAAUCCCAUCGACGCCGAGGCCAUGGAAGCUAUUCGAGAGGUCGAGAUGGAUCGCCGCGAGCGACUAUCCGGGGCUGAGGCGGUGGUGAUGUCUGAAAAGGAAGCCAGGUUGCUCGAUGUCAUCGGCAUGGCGGUGAAACGCAAGAAAGAAAAACAUGCUGGUAUCGGCGAGCUGGAGAACAUGAAGAACAGACCAAUGAUCCUCAUCGAUGAUGCUGUUCUCAAACAAUCUUUACCAGCCUCGUCGUCCCCUGCAUUCCUCUCCAGGUAUGCUGACUCCAUGACUGCCUUGCAUCGGUCUUCAAUACCAAUGCAUCUGCUGCAACAACCUACACUUUCGCCAUCAUGGUCCCAAAUCCGCUACUUUUCCUCGCUCCUUGCGACAAAACCCGCUGGUUUCAGGGAGUUCAGUAACACAACCUCGCUGGCCAGAUUGAGGCAUAAGCCCUUUCGCUAUGUUCAUGGCCAGUCUGCGUACCGACGAGUACCAACCAAGGAGCCGGAGAAUAUUCCAGCACAUUCCUUUCGCUGCUGGGAUGAAAGCAGACAACGAUCCCUACGGAGCAAGACCUCUAGAGCAAGGUCUAAAACGCAGUCGUACGGUCAAUACCUGAUUCGAGAUAUCAUGAAGCGCGUGUACCACCACCAGAGUCCUCGCAGUGAACGUAGUAAGAGUGGGUCACCAGGUUGGUGGAGAGAAAACGCGCCAUCGAAGCAGUCCUCUGAGACCGAACGAGGGGAGUCACAAACAACAACCAGUACGGACACGAGUCUCGCUCACCUUACUGCCGAUGGCGAAGCGCAUAUGGUUUCUAUCGCCAACAAGAAGCCGACUUCUCGCUCCGCGACUGCCACGACUUUGCUGCUUUUCUCCCAUUAUGGGACAUAUGGAGUGCUAUUCGCGUCGCGGCUUCGAAAAGGGGACGCACUGGCUGUGGCGCGCAUCGCGGGCAUCCAGGCCGCGAAGAAGACGUCUGACCUCAUCCCUCUUGCUCAUCCCGGCCUCAACAUCACAGGCGCCACAGUCCGUUUGGAGCCAUUCAUGGCAGACAAGCUGCCCUACCCGUUGUCCGAGGGUAAGGGAGACAUAGGUAUCCCCCACGACAUGGAGAGACUCUACGGUGGCGUGUUUGUCACAGCCACGGUGACAUGCGAAGGCAAGACUGGGGUGGAGAUGGAAGCCAUCACCGCGGCCUCCGUGGCCGGACUGACCAUGUACGACAUGCUCAAAGGCGUGGACAAGGAGAUGGUCUUGACGGCGACACGGGUCACGGCGAAAAGCGGCGGCAAAUCCGGCGACUGGGAAUGGGACUAUAAACUCGGCCAGCGCGUGUUCCCCAAUAACUUCUCCCGAGAAGGGAGCAGCGACCGCAGCAGCAGCAGCAACGGCGCAGACAACACGGUCAUCGCCACCGCAGAGCAACAAGAGGUUCAACGAGGCGUGGAGGAGCAGGACCGCCUCCUCAAGCAGCAGAGGAUCCAACAGGCUAUCCACCAGCGACGGGAUGAGAGCUCCACCCGGGGCCAGAUUUCCGCCGAUGACCUAGCAGAUUUGAGAACGAGGAGGCUGAGAAGGCAACUACACGCUACCAGAAGCGUCAACACGGCCAUGGGCUCGAUCGGUGCUGAGCAUUCUCCGGACAAGUAG
Messenger RNA from Fonsecaea erecta, 2793 nucleotides. RefSeq names its product molybdenum cofactor biosynthesis protein A. The coding region runs from base 1 to 2793 and encodes 930 amino acids. Lineage: Eukaryota; Fungi; Ascomycota; Eurotiomycetes; Chaetothyriales; Herpotrichiellaceae. Gene Ontology annotation, biological process: Mo-molybdopterin cofactor biosynthetic process. The record is from RefSeq and is a predicted model, not a curated record. The transcript has 2 exons. Gene Ontology annotation, molecular function: cyclic pyranopterin monophosphate synthase activity; GTP 3',8'-cyclase activity; metal ion binding.